Ixodes scapularis (black-legged tick) is the source of this 3532-nucleotide messenger RNA. RefSeq names its product chloride channel protein 2 (gene ClC-a). The transcript has 25 exons. Gene Ontology annotation, molecular function: voltage-gated chloride channel activity. Gene Ontology annotation, cellular component: membrane. NCBI's taxonomy places the organism in Eukaryota, Metazoa, Arthropoda, Arachnida, Ixodida, Ixodidae. Gene Ontology annotation, biological process: transmembrane transport; chloride transport. The record is from RefSeq and is a predicted model, not a curated record. The coding region runs from base 316 to 3036 and encodes 906 amino acids.
GGUUUCCAGCUGACAGCAACAUCUCGCGCUGCAUCGCGCGCGUCGGAUAUCUCCUCCUCAGUCAGUGGGGGAGCGAGCGAGGAAAGGUGGUGGCGGCAGUGGCUGUUGUGUGUGCGUGUGUGUGUUUGUGCCUGCGCCGCUGUCGACGGUGAUCUUUGACAAGUGGUUCUCAACCCCUAUUCGUCUCGAAGUGUCCCUCGAAAAGCCUUCCUUCCUUCUGAGCGCGGUGGUGGGGCUCGUACCGAUGUGAACUUUUUUUCCCCUGAACUUUCUUUUCAUCUUGAGGCACCAGCCCCGCCGCCUGAGCCAGCGACCAUGCGGGCCGGAGACGUCCUGGCCGAAGAGCAACUGCUCAACGGCCGCAGCAUGCUCGGAUUCGAACACACGCUCAUGUUCGGCCAGUACAAGGAGGACCUGGGAGCAUUUGCCAAGUCCGAGGCCCUCCGGUUGAAGACCAUCGAGAAGCUGCGCCGGAAAGAAGAGAAGCUCGACCAGAAAGAGCUCAAGCCCUACAGGCCCGAGUGGCAACGCAAGUGCGUUGACUUCCUGUCGAGCAUCUGGAAGCACACGUUCGCGAGGCUGGGGGAGGACUGGGUCUUCCUCAUUCUCCUGGGUGUCAUUUCGUCCCUCAUCAGUUUCUCCAUGGACUAUGGAAUUUCCAUGUUCCUCAAAACAAGAAGAUGGCUUCAUAGAGAUCUGACAGACAAUUACAUUCUGAAAUAUGUGGUGUGGGUGUUCUUCCCAGUAUUAUUAAUAUUGUUUUCAUCUGGAUUUGCUCAUACUGUGGCUCCACAGGCAAUCGGUUCUGGGAUUCCAGAAAUGAAGACAAUUCUUCGUGGAGUUGUACUUAAGGAAUACCUUACGUUCAGAGCAUUAGUUGCCAAAGUGAUUGGCUUGACGUGUACUUUAGGAAGUGGACUCCCCCUAGGCAAGGAGGGGCCGUUUGUCCACAUUUCAAGUAUGAUUGCCACAGUUCUUAGUAGGAUAGUGGCGUCAUUCAAGGGCAUUUAUGAGAACGAGUCUCGCACAAGCGAAAUGCUUGCAGCUGCCUGUGCCGUGGGUGUGGCGUGCACCUUUGCUGCUCCACUGGGCGGUGUGCUUUUCAGCAUUGAGGUAACAUCAGUAUUUUUCGCUGUGCGGAACUACUGGAGGGGUUUUUUCGCCGCUGCCUGUGGUGCUCUGGUCUGGCAGCUGCUGGGUGUGUGGCUCAAGGAACAAGAUACAAUCACAGCAGUAUUCAGAACAAACUUCAGGAUGGAUUUUCCGUUUGAUCUCAUUGAAUUAGUCGUUUAUGCUGUGAUGGGAGCUGCAUGUGGGGUGCUGGGCGCCACCUUUGUCUACAUGCACAAAAGGGUUGUUCUGUUCAACCGUAAGCACAAGCGGAUGAGUGCUUUCCUACAGAGGAACCGGUUUUUGUACCCGCUAAUCAUAACGGUGUUCAUCUCGUCUGCUACCUUCCCUGAGGGCUUGGGCCAGUUCAUGGCUGCAGAGUUGACGACGCACGAGGCUGUGCACGAUCUGUUCUCCAACUUCACGUGGACGGCCAACGACCUUGGAGUGGACGAGCACAUGGUGGUGAACCACUGGGGCACCACCAAGGGCAGGAUCUUCCUCACCCUGAGCCUCUUUAUUUUCAUGAACUUGUGGAUGACAGCCCUAGCUGCUACCAUCCCUGUGCCAUUGGGACUCUUCAUCCCAGUGUUCAAGAUGGGUGCUGCUUUUGGGAGGCUCAUCGGCGAAACGAUGGCCGUGUUGUUUCCUGAGGGCAUUCGCAUGGGAGAAAACAUCAACAAGGUCAUCCCCGGGGGCUAUGCUGUUGCCGGUGCUGCCGCAAUGGCAGGGGCUGCAACGCGAACCAUCUCGACUGCCGUGAUUGCGUUUGAGAUGACCGGGCAGAUGUCUCACAUUCUUCCCGUCAUGAUAGCGGUGCUGAUAUCGAACGCCGUGUCCCAGAUGCUGCAGCCUUCGGUCUACGACCUUAUAAUCAAGCUCAAGAAGCUCCCGUACUUGCCGCCCAUCCUUUCCACCUCUUCCGAGGCCCACAACAUCUACGUGGAAGACAUCAUGGUUCGAGACGUGGUCUUCAUCUGGCAGGGAGCGAGCUACAAGGACCUCAAGAACUUGCUUCGUACCAACAAGCGCCUCAACUGUUUUCCCCUCGUCGAGUCCCCAGACUCGAUGAUCCUGCUGGGCUCCAUACCCCGCCUGGAGCUGCUCCGGCUGAUGGAACUUCAGCUUGGCCGGUGGCGCCGCCUGCAGGAGGUUGCUCGCAGGCGCUCCAUGGACAUGACCGCCCACAAGAGCCCCCUGGAGCAGCGGAGGCAGUCACGCUUCGAGGUGGUCCCAGUCACCAACAGCACUCGGCCAUCCCCGAAGUCCUCGCCGCCGCCGUCACCUCCCCUGACACCCAAGUCACCCAAGAAGUCCAUCUUGAAGGACUACGGGAUGCAGUCUCCAUACUCCACCAUCACUUCUCAAGACUCCAGGUUACGACAGGCAUUUGAAGUGAUCUUCAGAAAAUCCCUUACCCUUCAGGACGUCAACCCCGACAAGGACCUUAGUGCACCGAACACUCCCACAAGCACCAAGCGGGUGCAGUUGCCCCGUGAGCGGAUCAUAGACAUGUCCCCGGAGGAGCAAUUGUCUUGGGAGGAAGAUCAAUUGGCCCAGCCGAUUGACUACACUCACUGUCACAUUGAUCCUGCCCCCUUCCAACUGGUCGAAAGGACGACGCUACUUAAGGUACAUUCCAUAUUCUCCAUGCUUGGCCUGCAACAUGCCUACGUAACUACCAUAGGGAGGCUCAUAGGUGUGGUGGCUCUCAAAGAGCUAAGGAAAGCCAUAGAAAAGAUGAACAGCGGAGGGUUCAACAAGCCCGUGGGUGCCCCCGGCAGCGAGCUCCCCAACGGCAUUGUCGGGGGCGAAGCGCCGUCCGAGACGCAGUCAGAGUCAGAAGAGACUGCGGCAGAGUCGUCCUCGCGCUCCAAGAAGCGCAAGAAGUCCGCCAAGUCCAACAACAAAGGCUCGCCCGUCUGACAAAGACCGAGAAGAGACCUUGCGAGGGAACACACCCCGUGGUGCCUCGUUGUGAGAGUGUGCGUGCGCGUGUGACGGCUGCAUCCCCAUCAUGUGUGAUCGUGGUGCGAGUGGGCCCCUCUACCCUCCAACCCCUUUAAAAAAAAGAGAGAAAGACUGGCGCAUGAAAGAAGCGAGAAUGCAAAGCGAACAUGUUGUUGCCCUCAUUUUUCACGCUCAACUUUUACAUGUGUUUUUCUUUCCCGUUUUUUGUUUGUUUUUAGUGUGGCAAUUUUUGGAUGCCAGAUUGUUUUUGGUCUUGUUAUUUGUUAAACCUUUUUUUAUUGUAAAGAUACUUUUUUUUUUCGUUUUAAUCUGUGCGCCAUGUGGCACCACAACAAGAAACGAAGGAGUUGUAAAUUUGCCUUUUUUCUUCUUAGGAACGGUAGCUUGUGGUGGGAGUUCCCACGGCACGGACAAAGAAAAAUAAAGGAAAAAGUAGGACAAGUCAUGCAAC